Molecule: messenger RNA, 774 nt
Organism: Penicillium arizonense
Lineage: Eukaryota; Fungi; Ascomycota; Eurotiomycetes; Eurotiales; Aspergillaceae
Exons: 4
Coding region: 1-774 (257 amino acids)
Biological process (GO): glutathione metabolic process; L-phenylalanine catabolic process
Molecular function (GO): maleylacetoacetate isomerase activity; glutathione transferase activity
Source: RefSeq, a predicted model, not a curated record
AUGGCUACCGAAACCCCCGACUACCACCUCAUUGGUCUCUACACCCGGUACUCCAGCUGGACAGCCCGCGUGGAAGCCGUGCUGGAAUACUUCAAAAUCCCACACACGCACCAAUUCAUCAAACUCUCUGAAAUAAAAACCCACUCCCCAACCGGCCUAGUCCCAAUCCUGCAAGUGCACACCCUAAACACAACAAUAAGCGACAGCCUCUCGAUCUGCGAAUUCCUCGCAGAAUCCCACCCAGAGCUCGCCCUAUGGCCCCGAGACCGCAGACUGCGCGCCCUAGCCCGCACAGCGGCAUCGCAGAUGCAUUCCGGGUUCUCGGUGUUGCGGCAUACAUUCCCUACGAACUUCCUCGCGCGGUAUACGGGUAAUGUGUCGAUUCCCGAGGAUGCGGUGGCUGAGAUUGAGCGCAUGUUUGGGAUUUGGGAUGCUGCUAGACUUGUUACUAAGAAGAGACUGAGUGAGUUGGGGGAGGAGGAUCGGGGGUUUUUGUUUGGGGGGUUCUCUGUUGCUGAUGCUUUCUUUUGGCCGAUUCUUUGGCGAUUCCGCUCGUAUGGCGUUCCUUUGGAUGCUGCCGGUCCUGAUGCUCUGGCUUGGAUGGAGAAGAUGUGGAGUGAUCCUGUUUUUAGGGCUUUGGGGGAUCGCUAUUAUGGGCAGGCUAAGGAUCCUGGGUCACAGAUUGCGCAUUAUGAUGAUAUCUUCCGGGGUAGGGAGGAUAUUCAGUAUAGUCUUUUCCCGCAGGAUUGGACCUUUUCUGUUACCGGGAAGUGA